Psilocybe cubensis is the source of this 210-nucleotide messenger RNA. RefSeq lists its product as uncharacterized. The record is from RefSeq and is a predicted model, not a curated record. The coding region runs from base 1 to 210 and encodes 69 amino acids. The transcript is spliced from 3 exons. NCBI's taxonomy places the organism in Eukaryota, Fungi, Basidiomycota, Agaricomycetes, Agaricales, Agrocybaceae.
AUGCCUGCUGUAAGCAAACGGAACCCAGUAUUGGACAACCCGGGUCUGCUCCCGAGUCCGGCUCCACCAAAAGAUCCACCGUAUUGGCAUUGGUAUUGCUCAUCAUACUGCUCCUUCAACGUUUCUCUAAACUCUCUGAAAAUGGCUGGAUACAUAUUACAGUAUAAAUCUAUACACUGGAUUCAAGUGACUUCAAGCCAUGCUUGUUGA